Molecule: messenger RNA, 1790 nt
Organism: Drosophila teissieri
Lineage: Eukaryota; Metazoa; Arthropoda; Insecta; Diptera; Drosophilidae
Gene: Indy-2
Product: protein I'm not dead yet 2
Exons: 13
Coding region: 95-1783 (562 amino acids)
Biological process (GO): monoatomic anion transmembrane transport; citrate transport
Cellular component (GO): membrane
Molecular function (GO): succinate transmembrane transporter activity; citrate transmembrane transporter activity
Source: RefSeq, a predicted model, not a curated record
CUCCAUUCUCCUUAGAUCUAGUCAUUUACACAUAGGUAUAGGUACUAAACUCAUAUAUACAUUUUAAAACCACUGGGAACUGCAACUAGGCAAGAUGGCAGAUCAAGAAGGACAACGGAAAUUCGUCUUGGGACGCUGUUGUAAGUUCCACUGGCGAGGGAUUAUCACAGUAAUCAUACCUGCACUCACAAUGCCGAUUCUUGUACUUGGUUUCCUGAACAACAAGGCCGAGUACAAGUGCUUGUGGCUCAUUGUCACCAUGGCCCUGAUGUGGAUUACUGAAGCCCUACCGAUAUAUGUCACCGCAUUGAUCCCCCUUGUCUUUUGUCCGCUACUUGGUCUUGUGAAUGCCGAUAAGCUCUGCCAACAGUACUUCAGCGAAACCAUAGUGGUAUUCCUAGGUGGGCUUAUUGUGGCCUUGGGAAUUGAGUACUGCAAUCUACACACGAGAAUUGCCCUGAGAGUUAUUCGGAUUAUCGGUGGAAGUCCUAGGCGUUUAUUUGUAGGCAUUAUGAUUGUUAGUGUGUUUAUGGGAUUGUGGAUAUCCAACUCUGCCGGAACGGCUAUGAUGUGUCCCAUUGUUAAAGCGCUGAUCACAGAAUUGAGUGCCAACAACAUAUUUCCCGUUUAUAUGACGCAAGAAGAAGAACCAGUAGAGGAGGGAGAACCACCGCAUCCCUCCAAGAUAACGAUAGCCUUCUACGCUGGCAUAGCCUACGCCAACACAAUUGGGGGACUGGGAACCCUGAUUGGUACAGGAACGAAUCUGGUCUUUAGAGGCAUAUACACGGACCGGUUUCCCACUUCCACGGUGGAGAUUACAUUUGCCAACUUCAUGUUGUACUCGAUCCCCUUGAUGGUGAUUGUAAACAUUACGCUGGUUAUCUUUUCUUUUCUCAUAACACACAUGGGCCUGUUUCGACCAAAUAGUAAGACUGGAAAAAUCAUUUCGGAGGCCAACAAAAACAGGAAACUAAUGGAAGAUGUUUUGCGCCAGCGCCAUAUUGAUUUGGGCCCAAUGAACUGUCAUGAAAUUCAAAUGGCCAUCGCCUUUGGUUCUAUGAUAGUGCUUCUAAUUACCCGCAAACCGGGCUUCUUUCCGGGCUGGAGUGAUUUGAUUGAUAGAAAGGUAGUGGGAAGUUCAGCUGGACUGUUCAUUAUUGUUCUACUGAUUUUUGCGUUGCCCACCCAAUACACGUUCUUUAAGUACUGCUGCGGUAAAGGUCCGUUUACCGCCCAGGCUAUAGAUGCGAUAUUGUCUUGGGAUUAUGUCUUACGUAACAUUCCCUGGGGCCUAGCGUUUCUUCUGGGUGGUGGCUUUGCCUUGGCCGAGGCCAGCCGACAAAGUGGACUUAACAUAAUGAUCGCCAAGGCCAUGCAAGUCCUCCACGGAUUGCCGAGUAUGGUGUUGCAGUUGAUUACGCUUGUAUUGUCCAAUUUUUUCUCGACUUUCAACGCCAACGUUGUUGUGGCAAACAUUGUUCUACCAGUUUUAUGCGAAAUGGCCCUUGCCCUGGAAAUGCAUCCUUUAAUUUUAACUCUGCCAGCUUGUUUGGCAAUUAGCAUGUGCUACUUUUUACCCGUGAGCACGCCCCCAAAUGCUAUUGCUACCCAAUAUGCACAUAUUAAGACCAAAUACUUUGCGUGUUGCGGUAUAGGGCCCACCUUUAUCGGGCUUUUCGUGUCUAUGCUGAACACGAAUACAUGGGGAAUGCUAAUUUUUCCAGAAUCGAGUAGCUUUCCAGAUUGGGCCGCGGAAAUUAAGAAUAAAACAAACAUUUAAUGAUGGA